AUGGAGCCGGGCGUCAUUCUUCCAAUCAAAGACGACGGAGGCGGUGGCGAGGGCAGCGGCGGCAAGUUGGCAGUUGCAUUCCAGCUGUCCUCGGAAGCGGGGUGCAGCUGAUCCCCGGCACCAAGGCAAUGUUUCUGAUGGCCGCAGGGGCUUUGAGUUCAGAUCCACGCCUCGAAAGAUCCUGGUGGCUGUUCAUCGCCUACAUCACUCUCUUCCUCUUCUCUUUGCUCGUGUGGAUCCUCUCGAAUCCAAAGUCAGCCCCGAGUUCUGCCCAACGUCACCCGGGCAAGCUGUUGGCCGCCGCCUGCAUCCUCAGAGUCCUCACUCUGGCUUUCCAAGCAUGGUGCGGCCUCAUCCCGCUGAAGCAUCUCGGAGCAGCCGUCCCAGCUGCGCUACAGGUGUCGAGGACGACAACUCUGCCCCUUGCUAACUGCUGA
Spirodela intermedia is the source of this 437-nucleotide messenger RNA. The record is from the annotation of a GenBank genome assembly. Lineage: Eukaryota; Viridiplantae; Streptophyta; Magnoliopsida; Alismatales; Araceae.